Phaeoacremonium minimum UCRPA7 is the source of this 654-nucleotide messenger RNA. RefSeq names its product putative dnaj domain-containing protein. The transcript has 3 exons. The record is from RefSeq and is a predicted model, not a curated record. Gene Ontology annotation, molecular function: protein folding chaperone; protein-folding chaperone binding. Gene Ontology annotation, cellular component: cytoplasm; nucleus. NCBI's taxonomy places the organism in Eukaryota, Fungi, Ascomycota, Sordariomycetes, Togniniales, Togniniaceae. The coding region runs from base 1 to 654 and encodes 217 amino acids.
AUGGCCACUGGACCGCCUCCCAACUACUAUGCUAUUCUUGAGGUCGUAGAAUCAGCGUCGACGCAGCAAAUUCGAGAUGCAUACAAGAAAGCCGCGCUGAAAACCCACCCCGACCGGGUGCCCGCCGACUCCCCAGAGCGGCCCGCCCGCACGCGCAAGUUCCAGCUCGUCAACGACGCCUACUUCACGCUGUCCGACGCCACGCGGCGGCGCGAGUACGACUCCCAGCGCAAGCUCUUCGGCGGCUCGACGCCGUCCGACCCCUUCGCCGAGAACGACACCAACGGCCCGCAGCAGGGCGGCGGCCAGUCGGGCUUCAGCUGGGCGUGGAACUUCUUCUCGGGCCAGAACCAGGGCGGCGCGGGCGCGCAGACGGGACAGACGCGCCAGGAUGCCGAGAACGAGCAGUUCGGCGAUGUAUUUGAGGAGAUGCUGCGCGAGGAGGGCAUGGCGGAGCCGAACGGGCGGCCGACCAGCAAGUUCUGGGGCGUCGUCGGCGGCGUUAGCGGCGGCGCCCUGGGGUUCAUCGUUGCGAACGUGCCGGGCCUGCUGGCCGGCGCUGUAGCAGGGAAUAGGCUCGGCGCGGUGCGGGAUGCGAAGGGGAAGAGUGUGUAUGCGGUGUUCCAGGUGAGUGCGAGCGUGGAGGUGGGAUAG